UUAAGAACUUCCCUGUGCAGUGAGCGAGCACUGGGCAGAUUGUCCAGAGAGGCUGUGGAGCCUCCUUCACUGGAGAUAUUCCAGGACCAUCUGGACACAGCCCAAUGCUCUGGGAUGACCCUGCUGGAGCAGAUGACCCACUGUGGUCCCUUCCAGCCUGACCCAUUCUGUGGUUCUGUAAACGAAGUGUGGCUGCAUUAUUCAUCAGAAGGAUGAGGCACAUUUCACAGCCAGGUGGGGAAAUGCUCAGCGGUGGGCUGUGCCUGUGCAGAAGGUUGUGGAAGGUGUUUUACCUGGUCGCAGCUGUCAGAAAGAACCUUGCUAUAAUCCUCCGUAAAAUCCAAGCUGAUCUUAUGUUCAGGUUGGAUGAGGCUUGUGUAAAUAAACAGGAGAAUAACUUCAAGGAGUUAGUAUUAGACAGGAAAUAAUUGUGGAAUGUGUGUGUACUGAGUAAGCUCAUCUUAAUAAUUAAAUAGCAAUUGGUUUAGUAGCUCUUCCUUUUUUUGUAGUUGGACUCCCAGUGGAAGUAAGAGGUAGGUAGGCUUUACAUACAAGAAGAGAUUGAGAUGAAUUACACAACAACAGAGCUUUCUGUGAAUACACUCAAUAUCUCAUGGUUAAAUUAAAAAUUAGUACUUUAUCCUUAGAUAAAUAACGUGAAACUAGAUUUUUAAAAAUGUAUUUUUGUACAGGAAGUCUUUUUGAUGUUAAAUCAGGAGUGGUAAAUGCACACUGCAGGUAAAUCCAGUACUGUUUUAUGUGUAGGUUUAGUGUUCUGUUCUGACUUUGCUCAAACUGACAAAGUGCUCUGACUAAAAUUUUCCACCAGCGUUAUGCUGAUCCUCUUGAGGGGAAGUUUGGAGCAAAUUUAAGCAACUGUUUUUAUAAACCUUGUUAGCAAAAAAAACCCCAAAUUAUGUGGCCAUCUCUUGGGUGGAGGGAAUCCUACAACCAUUCUCUCAGAUGUGUGUUUCACCCAUAUGCUGUAGAGUUGUAAUGUCUAAAGAAUAUUUUGUUUACCUGUGGAAGGUCCACCCACCCUGACUGAAUUGUGACCAUUUCAAGAGCUGUCAUUUGCAUGUUCUCAGGAGGGGCUUGCAGGGAGAUGUCACAAAUCAGAACCUCUGGAGUUUUCAGCUGCAGAGCCACACCAGGAUUCCUUGGGGAUUUCACCCCUUGUGAGCUCCCCUGAUUCUGCUUCACUGUUCAAGGGACAUCAGAAUCAUGGAGGGGCUCUUGCAUUACAUAAAUCCAGCACAUGCCAUUUCCCUCCUGAGCACCCUGAACGAGGAGCGUCUCAAGGGACAGCUGUGUGACGUUGUGCUGAUCGUAGGAGACCAGAAAUUCCGAGCUCACAAGAAUGUUCUGGCUGCCAGCAGUGAAUACUUCCAGACUCUGUUCACAAAUAAGGAGAAUGAGUCUCAGACAGUAUUUCAGCUCGACUUUUGUGAGCCAGAUGCUUUUGAUAAUGUGUUGAACUACAUUUAUUCUUCAUCCUUGUUCAUUGAGAAAGGCAGCCUCGCAGCUGUGCAAGAACUGGGCUACAGUCUUGGAAUAUCUUUUCUUACAAAUAUUGUUUCCAAGAGUCCUCAAGCUCCUUUUCCAUCUUGUCCUAUGAAAAAAAUACUCUACCAAGAUGAAGAUGAAAGUAGUUCUCAGAAGAGAAGUGUCAUCGUCUGUCAGAACAGAAUGGAAGCACAAGCGAAAAGCAUAAAUCAGACACAACACGACUUAAGCCAUACUCCUAAACCUUCACCCUCUGUGGCUGUCAAAGCUGGCAGCAGACCACAGGUAACAAAACCAACUGAAACCCUUCACAACUUAUCACUGACUGAAAGGAGGUGGCUGAAAGAAGGCCCUGUGAGCUAUACAAAGGUUCAUGAAACUUCUGGAACUGUGGAGGAUCAGAGCCGAAGUGCUUUAGUGAAAAGGAACAUGGUGCUGCCUCAGAUGUCUUUAGCAGAAAAAGAAAUGGCAAGCGGCGAACCAGGAAGCAGCACUCAGCUUCUGAGAGGAAAAGUUGCAGAGAUGUCAUUGAAAAGGCCACGUCCACCAGUCUUGUCUCUGCGUGGGGCAGGGGAUUCCACGUUUUUGUUGCGAGAGGCAGGAAAAGGAAAUGGUCAAGGGGAAGACAGGAAUUUGCUCUACUACUCCAAGUUAGGGCUGGUAAUUCCAUCUAGUGGGUCUCGCCCAGAAAACCAAAGCAUUGACAGAAGUGGGCCCCUUGUAAAAAGUCUCCUUCGAAGGUCACUGUCCAUGGACAGCCAGGUUCCUAUUUACUCACCUUCUGUUGACCUAAAACCUGCACAGGUAUCCUCGUGCUCCUCGCCGGGAACUAACGAUUCCCAGAAGACAUUUAAUGUUGCAUCCCAAAAGUCAUCCUCGAAAGAGUCAUCGGAGAAGUCGGCCUUGGAUGAGAAGCCACAGGUAAUACACCCACAUCGCCUUAGGUCCUUCAGUGCCUCUCAGUCAAUGGAGCGGGAGGUCGCUUCCCCUCUCUCGGAGGUGCGGAUCAAAACUGAGCCCAGCAGUCCCCUCUCAGAUCCUGCUGAAAUCAUACGCGUCACGGUGGGUGAUGCUUCAGCAUCAGCAAACAAAGACUUUGCUUUCAAAACUGAGGAUGACCGUAAGGAACCAAGCAGACUUCCAGCCAAAAGGAGGUUCCAGGAUGAUAGGAGGCUGCCAUUCAAGAAGCUGAAGGUGGAUGAGCAGGGUUCUCCUGGCUCAGAAGAGAACUUUGAGGAAGGCUCGAGCCCCACGCACCUUGAUGCCGAUUUCCCUGAUUCUGAUGUCAGUAAAGAUGAAUACAGCGAGAUGGAAGAAGCAAGACCAAAUAAAAAAUUCAAAUGUAAACACUGCCUUAAAAUUUUCAGAUCAACAGCAGGUCUUCACCGCCAUGUUAACAUGUAUCACAAUCCAGAGAAGCCCUAUGCUUGUGACAUAUGCCACAAGAGAUUCCACACCAAUUUCAAAGUGUGGACGCACUGCCAGACACAGCAUGGAAUCGUGAAGAAUCCCUCACCAGCUUCCAGUUCACAUGCCCUUUUGGAUGAAAAAUUCCAAAGAAAACUGAUCGAUAUAGUGAGGGAGAGAGAAAUCAAAAAAGCUCUGAUUGUGAAACUAAGACGUGGCAAGCAGAGCUUUCAGGGCCAGUCGGCUUCCCAAGCACAACAGGUCAUCAAAAGGAAUUUAAGGUCGAGAACCAAAGGAGCCUAUAUUUGUACCUACUGUGGGAAAGCUUAUCGUUUCCUCUCCCAGUUCAAACAGCACAUAAAAAUGCACCCUGGGGAGAAACCCAUUGGAGGGAAUAAGGCUCCUAAGCAGAAAGAUCACAUUCAUAUGGAAAGCCCAGUGGAAAACAAGGAGGUUUAUCAGUGCCGUCUCUGCAAUGCCAAGCUCUCCUCACUUAUUGAGCAGGGAAACCACGAGCGACUCUGCAGAAACGCCACUGUCUGUCCUUACUGCAGCCUUAGGUUUUCCUCUCCAGAGCUGAAGCACGAGCAUGAAAGCAAGUGUGAGUACAAGAAGCUGACUUGCCUUGAGUGUAUGCGCACCUUCAAAUCAUCCUUCAGCAUCUGGCGUCAUCAGGUUGAAGUUCACAAUCAGAACACAAUGGCUCCGUCAGAGAACUUCUCUUUGCCUCUCAUGGACCACAAUGGAGAAGUCACCAGUUCCUCACGGCUGCCUCCGCAGUCGGAAUCCAAUAAAAUGAACAAUUUUGUUGCUGCAAAGGAGGAUGGCGUGUUCAGUGAUUCGUCAGAACAAAUCAAUUUUGAUUCUGAAGACUCUUCAUGCCUGCCUGAGGACUUAAGUGUUUCCAAGCAGUUUAAAAUCCAGAUCAAAGAAGAGCCUGCAGAUGAUAUAGAGGACGAGGUCACCGAAACGAGCAGGGAACCUAAGGACGUAGUCUCCAAGAAAGAUCCCAGUUUGUGGCCCUGUGAAAAGUGUGGGAAGAUUUUCACCUUACGCAAGCAGCUGGAGCGUCACCAGGAGCUCCUGUGCUCCGUGAAGCCCUUUAUUUGCCACGUGUGCAACAAGGCCUUCCGAACGAAUUUCCGCCUCUGGAGCCACUUCCAGUCCCACAUGUCCCAGGCCGCAGAGGAGUCCGCAAAUAAGGAGCCUGAGAUAUGUCCACCAGCUAACUCCCCAUCGCCCCCACCCUUACCCCCACCCCCUCCACUCCCCAAAAUCCAGCCUUUGGAGCCCGACAGCCCCACGGGCUUGCCGGAGAGCUCCGGUACUACUGAGAAGCUGUUCGUGCCGCAGGAGUCGGACACGCUCUUCUACCACGCCCCGCCGCUCUCGGCAAUCACCUUCAAGAGACAGUACAUGUGCAAGCUCUGCCACAGGACUUUCAAGACGGCUUUCAGUCUCUGGAGCCACGAACAGACACACAAUUAGCUUUAAGAGAAGCCUUGCAGAGCUGGUUUGGGGGGGCUGUGGUCAGGAUCUCAGAGGCCUGCCACAUAGGCUACAAAUUUAAGAGGAUCAAAAUGAUGAUGAUGAUGAUGAUGAUGGAAAAUCUGGAAUUUGUGAUGCUGCUUGGAUGUGGAGAUUAGGGAAAAGUAUAACUUGGUUAGUAGGUAGAAAGCAGAGUAAUUUAAAAUACUGUGGUCUGGGAUCUAAUAGUAACAGAAUAAAUUUUAUUUUAUUUCAUUUGACACUGAAAUACAAUUGCAUCUGGAUUGUAUGCAUGGAUCUUCAUCCCGUGAUGUUGGUGUGUGUGUGUGUAUUAUAUAUAAAGUUACAUAUUAAACGAAAGAGAAACAACAAUUUGGAUUCUAACUGUGAGCUUAUAGUAGUGAAAUACUGUAACCAACGUCAUAAUUUGUUUUUCAAAAAGAAACCAACACACACAAGCUCCAUGUAAGUGGUUGCCAUGCACUGGCAGUUUGGGAGGAAGUGGAUGGAGUGUCUUGCUGUAUUGACUUAGGUCUUAGAAACCUUUAGCAAUAACAAAUAAACCUCAAGUUUGAGUAAUCUUGAUGUUAUUGGAUACGAAUGUUUGCUAUUUUAAGGGAACAUAGAAUUGUUUUGUUGUUGUAUGGAACUUGUGCAAAUUAAAAUAGACUCUAAAGUCAGCAAUAUUAUUACUAAGAUUUUAUAUAAGAAGUAGCAGCAAGCCUGCUUUCAGCCAUUUAAUUAUAACUUUCUAAGGGAAAUUGAGAGAGGGGGUACUUUGCUUUAUAUAAUGUCCCAAAGACUAAUUUCCUAUGGAUACUUGGGUAGCUGAAGUCAUUGUGUAACAGCCAUCAUAAUGCAAAUGGUACUGUUUAUAACAUGAACUGAGGUUGAAUGGAUGUCAGACAAGUUUCAUAGUUUUGUUUCCACUAUUUGUACAACUGUUUGUAAUUUUAACUACAAAGGAAUGUAUAACUAUUAAAUCAACAUGAGAGAGCUCGUUAAGGGACAGGAGAUGAGUUGUGUUUCUAAACACAAGUAAUAAGCUCAGCCAUGAAGUACAAAGAUAUGUUUUAACAAAACCUAAAAAUGUAAAUAUUUAUAUAGACACCUGUAUAAAUGAAGAAGUAUGUAUUUGAAAUUUGUAUUAAGCGUACAUAUCCAGCUCAAAGCAGAGGAGAAAAUCACACUACAAUCACUGCAUUUUAUGGAUACAAUGCAUAUAGAGUAGUUCUUUCUGCCGCUUUACUCCUAUGUGACUGUGUUGCAAUUUUCCAAUUUGUUGAAAAUUGUGGUAAUAAUGGGCUGCAGAUAUUCUGUGUGCUUCCAUUAUUUUACCUCAAAUGGCAACUGGAGCAUUUAGUGUAAGUAGGAUCACACGUAUUUACCAGGAGCCAUAGUAAGGGUCCAAUUUUUUCUGUAAGUCAAGGAAAUAUUUACCCAGAAGUAGGAGGUGAACCAACAGUGAGAAAUUAUUUUGCUAGAAUUUUAACUUAGCGGAGGGGUGGUGGGUUAGAGUGAACAUAAAUGAUGCAAACUGUGUUUGUGAUCCUGACCAGAGAAGGGGGAUGUAAUUCCACACUGCUGAGUCCGAGCCCAGUCUGUGUCCACUGAAACCAGCAGGAGUUUGGUCACCAGUUUCAGGGGGAGCAGGAGUGAGGCUUGAAUUCCCUGUGUAACCAUGUGUGUAACUGGUUUUUUUCAGUAUCCCAAGUUCAAAAGGUGGAAUUGCAAGCUGAUGCUGAGAUUCAGCAAAAUCAAGCACAAGUGUAACUCCUAAGAAUCUGAGGAUGGGCGCCCUUAGGCACACACCAGAUUUUUCUCAGUGAAAGCCAAGUGUGCCACCUUUUUUUUUUCCCCCAACAGAUAUUUAACUAUUUUUCCUGUAAGUGAAGUUUGAAAGAAUCAGCUCAGGAUGGACCUCUGAUUUUUUUCAGCUACCAAAAAAAUUGCAAUGUUAAUUUCAAGCCUCUUCUGCUUCAUUUUUCUUAUGAUCUAAAAUUGCUACUAGACACCUCUGAAAAUAACAUGUUGUUCUUUUUUUGUCCUCUUUCAGGCAAACUGUGGCUGAGUAUGAUUAGGCUAAUUUGCUUGAGUAUCAGUUAAACUCUUUCAGUGGCAUUGCAGGUAAAACAAGGUACUUGCUUAAUAGUGACAUUUCCACUUACUGAUUUUUUUAUUCCAUCUAAUAAAACUAGAAAUGUCUUUCUUACCAGAAACAAUUUCAGAAUAAAAUGGUUAUUGCACUUAAACCUGGUUUUAAAAAUCAGAAAAACAUAAAGCCUUGCUAAGUACCCUUUAUAUAUGUUUAAAAAAAAUCUGUGUGUAUAAAAUAUGAACGUGUUUUUGUAGAAUGGUUCCUAAGUUUCCCCAGUGAUUCCUCUGCACAACAGCCUGAAAGUUGAGCUAUAGCCUUUUAAAAUUCAGUGUGCUUUCUGAAGGAAGGUGGCAACCAGCUCAGCUGGGUCACAGCCAUCUCACUUCCAGCUGGGAUUCUGCUCUGUGCUAUGAUGAUAAAUUCUACACACUUUAAAUCAAAACCUUGUGCAACAUCUUUGAAUAAACCCUAACCUUUUUCCUAGUGUACUAGGUGUUAUAAAGAAUCCAUAAAAUAUUUUUGGUCUAAGUAGCCUCCUAAGUUUUUCUUCAGUUGCUUUGGUUUUGAGGGGGUUUUUAAAGUUUUUUUUUCCACUUUGAGCGUGUUCUGUGUGAUUUUUUUUUAAUUUUUUUUUUUUACAUUUGGUUCCUGUUGUUUAGUAAAGGAAUUCAGGAUCUCUAAAAUUUAAAUAUGAGAUGUUUAUAUAGCAGUUCUGGUUUUCUAUUAGCUUUUAUACAGUAUCUUAAAAAGCCCUUGAUAGAAGUGUUUAUUUUGGAGGAUACGAGAUAAAUAUGCUUCCACUUAUAUAACUUUAAUAUAUGUCUUAAAAUUUAAAUUAUGGGAAAAAAAUGUUAGUUGCUUGUUUAUAAAUAUAGGUCUUUUGAAGAGUGUCUAGUUUGGCCACAGCCAAAAUAAAAGGCAAAUUUAUUGAUGCAAAA
This is a messenger RNA of Passer montanus (Eurasian tree sparrow), 7437 nucleotides long. RefSeq names its product zinc finger and BTB domain containing 21 (gene ZBTB21). Gene Ontology annotation, biological process: regulation of transcription by RNA polymerase II; negative regulation of DNA-templated transcription. Gene Ontology annotation, cellular component: nucleus. The record is from RefSeq and is a predicted model, not a curated record. Lineage: Eukaryota; Metazoa; Chordata; Aves; Passeriformes; Passeridae. The coding region runs from base 1225 to 4401 and encodes 1058 amino acids. The transcript is spliced from 2 exons. Gene Ontology annotation, molecular function: DNA-binding transcription factor activity, RNA polymerase II-specific; RNA polymerase II cis-regulatory region sequence-specific DNA binding; protein binding.